AUGGAUCCAACUGCGCAACCAAGCGAGGAACCAAGCGAGGAACCAAGCGAGGAACGAGUCGAGCAAUUAAUGGAUGAUUUUAUGAAGGAUCUGAUCCAACAUCCAAUCAAGGAUCCAAUCGAGGAAUCAAUCGAGUACCCCUCGGAGGAUCCAAUCGAAUAUCGCUUUAAGGAUCCAAUGAAGAAUCCAAUGAAGAAUCCAUCCAAAGUUCGCGCUGGCCACAAAGCCACCAUCAACAGCCCAAGAGCGUCAGCUGAAGCUAAAGAGAAAGCUCAAGCUGUACUUGACAGCAUGGGCGCUGUCGGAGAUGGCCAAGCCGAGCUGGAGGCAAGGAAGAAUCCUCGCCGUGUCCAUAGCGCCUUGGAAGCGGCAUUAACAGACGAGACUAGAUCCGAAUCGGCCAGGCAGGCGACUAAAAAAAUUCUGGACGAGAAAUUUGGCGGCGGUGAACUAGGACCUUUUGUCCCGAAAGAAACUCAACUUGCCAUCGCAGGCUUGAAGAGGCAAUUUUCCCUGAAACGUGCCCAAGAACUUGAGCAGAAAUUGAAGCAUGAAUAUGGUGUGGCUGCUGAGUGCGCCAAAGAGCACGACAACAAAAAGGAAAAGGAUCCUACGCGUGUUGCUGCAGGUAUCAGGGCUGCUUUACUCAGGCCUGAAGUCUCCCUCGAAAGCAAGGUGGAACUUACGACGCAGCUUGAGACGCUUAAGAGGGAGUACCCUGAGCUUGAUCUCUGA
Molecule: messenger RNA, 735 nt
Organism: Bacidia gigantensis
Lineage: Eukaryota; Fungi; Ascomycota; Lecanoromycetes; Lecanorales; Ramalinaceae
Exons: 5
Coding region: 1-735 (244 amino acids)
Cellular component (GO): cytoplasm
Source: RefSeq, a predicted model, not a curated record